Molecule: messenger RNA, 1880 nt
Organism: Populus trichocarpa (black cottonwood)
Lineage: Eukaryota; Viridiplantae; Streptophyta; Magnoliopsida; Malpighiales; Salicaceae
Product: UDP-glycosyltransferase 91A1
Exons: 1
Coding region: 301-1728 (475 amino acids)
Molecular function (GO): UDP-glycosyltransferase activity
Source: RefSeq, a predicted model, not a curated record
AAUUUAUUAUCUUACAUAUGCCACCGCUGAAGGUGGGUUACUGAUUACCAGACAUAGAGAUCUGAAUUUGUUCUCUCUCCCCGAGGCUUGGUGCUAGAAUAUAAACACCCCCAAGCUCUAGCAGUGCUUUUUCAUGAAGCCAUCCAUGCCGAUCAAGCCGUAGUCAACUUCACUUCCCAAUUUAGACUGCCUUGGUGUUCCACAAUCAAAGCAUUAAACGUUCAUCCCUGUAAGGCCAUAUAUAACCAACUUCUUUUAUUUUCUCUAGUUUGAUUUUAGUACUUGGCAGUUUCAGUUCUAAUGGCAGAUAGUGAUGAUAAGAUUCAUGUGGCCAUGUUCCCAUGGCUAGCCUUUGGUCAUAUGAUGCCAUGGCUAGAACUUGCCAAACUAUUUGCUGCAAAGGGUCACAAAAUCUCCUUCAUAUCCACCCCUAGAAACAUCGAUCGCCUCCCAAAACCACCUGCAGAUGUAUCGUCUACUCUGCACUUUGUAAAGCUGCCGUUGCCGCAAGUAGAGGGUCUACCUCCAGAUGCUGAGGCCACAAUUGACUUGCCAGCUAACAAGGUACAAUAUCUCAAGACAGCCCUUGACAAGGUCCAAGAACCCUUUGCCAAGGUUCUUGAGUCAUUAAAUCCAGAUUGGAUCUUCUACGAUUUUGCUCAAUACUGGACCGGGCCAAUUGCGGCUCAACUGGGCAUCAAAAGUACAUACUUCUCUAUAUGCAUUGCAGCGAUGGUGGCCUUUCUUGGUCCGCCAUCGCCCUUGAUCGACGGUGAUGAUUAUCGCAAAAAACCCGAAGAUUUCACGAUCCCACCAAAGUGGGUAUCGUUUCAGACAACAGUCGCUUAUAAGUACUAUGACAUCAUGAACACAUUUGACUGUGUUGAGGAUGAUGCUUCAGGUGUCAACGACUUGAAGCGUUGGGGCUUGUGUCUACAAUCAUGUGAUUUUAUUGCAGUUCGGUCCUCCUUCGAGAUCGAACCAGAAUGGCUCCAAGUUCUCGAAACUAUCCACGAGAAACCCGUUUUCCCGGUUGGUCAGCUGCCUCCUGUAGAGUACGAAUUAGAAGAGAAAAAUUCAGACGCUUGGAGUUCAAUGAAGAAGUGGCUUGACAUGCAAGAGAAGAGCUCGGUAGUGUAUGUAGCUUUUGGUAGCGAGGCAAAACCAAGUCAAGCCCAGCUAACCGAGUUAGCACUCGGGUUAGAGUUGUCUGGUUUACCAUUCUUCUGGGUUCUCAGGACUCGGCGUGGGAUUACGGAUACUGACUUGAUUGAGUUACCACCUGGGUUUGAGGAGCGAACCAAAGGACAAGGAGUGGUUUGCACAACUUGGGCUCCUCAACUCAUGAUCUUGGCUCAUGAAUCGAUUGCUGGGUUCUUGACUCACUCUGGGUGGAGCUCUGUGGUGGAGGCACUUACGUUUCAGAAGGCGCUCAUACUUCUAACAUUCUAUUCAGAUCAAGGGAUAAAUGCUAGGGUUUUGGAGGAGAAGAAGAUUGGGUACUCCAUACCAAGAAACGAGUUGGAUGGGUCUUUUACUAGAGACUCAGUGGCUGAGUCAUUGAGACUGGUGAUGGUGAGUGAAGAAGGGAAGAUGUAUAGAGACAAGGCUAAGGAGAUGAGUGGUUUGUUUGGUGAUAGGGAUAGGCAGGACAAGUACGUGGACAACAUUUUGAUUUACCUCAAAAGUCACAGACCUGUCAAGAAAGCCAAGAGAUUUGUCUUUUAAUUUUCUUUCGCAAAUUAAACAGUCAGUGCUAGCCAGUGGCUGGCUCUCAUAAACAGUGAUAUGUCUUUAGAUUUCAUUUCAUAGCUUUGUUUUGAACUCAGAUUUCAUUUCAUAGCUAAGGGCGAGAAGUGAUUGAUAUAUCACUUAGAACA